ACAAAAACUAAGCAACUACAAUGUAACCGUAAGAUCACCGACCAAAUACGAAAACCACGAAAAAGCAUGGGUACCGCAACUCUACAUAAACACUUACAAAACCAGACCCAAGUAUGAAGAAUCUAGCUUUUGUUCGUGAUUGUAAUCUGCAAAUUCCACUUAAUUAACAAAUCAAGUAAUCCAGAGCCUAAUUUAAUAGAAGUUAAAAAUAAAACAAGAUGGGUAAACCCAAGCACGACCCGCCAACCCCUACGUUCCCCUACAAGAUAUCAAAACGCUUGAACCUCAUGAGCAUACCUCGGCCUUGGUUCACUGUGUCCGACGAGGGUAAGCCGGCCUACACGCCGAGCGGCAUCAGGGCGUCGGCGCUCCGCGGCCGGGGGACAGAGCGGGUCUAUGAAGCUGCUUGGCCUUAUGUGCGCCGCUUCCUCCUCAUCAAACGCAUGUACAAACACAUGUUCUCCGCCGAGCGUCUCGAGCGUAUCGACCGCAUGAUGGAGUUGGCAAACAGCACGGCCUACUCCAAGCUGGCUGGCUGCGUCAUGGACCUCAAGUCGAAGGACAAGAAGGACCCGAAGAAGAAGAAGGGGUGGAGCGAGACGGAUUGGAAGAAACAUAUGGACUACAUCUCGCAGAUCUCGAAGCCGAGGAAGGACUUUACUGUGGAGGUUCCUAGGCGAGGAGAGAGGCGAAAGUUGGAAGAAUUGCUGCCUCGCAUCAACAUUAUGGCUGCGCUGCCCGAUUUCAAGGUGUACCGUCGGCCCUCGCAGGAGUCAAGCUACAGGGAUCCUACCAAGGUACCGCCAAAGGCCCUCAAGUACGUCAUCUCUGAACGAGUUAAGUUUCUGGCCAAGGCCCGAGCAGUACCGCAGGGCUGAGCAGGAUAGCAUGUACGGAAUGUGAAGAAGAGUAAAGGAGGUGGCAGCAAGUGAUACCGACUAGCAACA
Cydia fagiglandana is the source of this 947-nucleotide messenger RNA. RefSeq lists its product as uncharacterized. The transcript is spliced from 5 exons. NCBI's taxonomy places the organism in Eukaryota, Metazoa, Arthropoda, Insecta, Lepidoptera, Tortricidae. The record is from RefSeq and is a predicted model, not a curated record. Bases 219 to 878 code for a protein of 219 amino acids.